AUGCAUUUGCUCAGUCUCCCUCCGGAGAUCCUGGAGCAUGUCGCCAGCGAGGUCACCGCGAAGCUGAUUCUGCGGGACGGAUACCUUUGCAGUGCCGAUGGAUGGCACAUUCACGAGGAGUCCCAGCCCGUCAAGGGUUUGAGUUCGCGGCUGCAGAGUGUUAAGCACCUCACUGUAGCCUCCCCGGACCCUCACCUCACCGUUAGUACUACUAAUAAGGGACGAUGCGUCUCGUGCUUGACGCAGGUCAAUGAGACGGCUCAGGGUAGGAGGAGCAAUGGCGGGUCUUACAAGGCGAAGCCGUCGUCUACAACUAUUGGAUGGCAGCUGGACAUGUUGAAGCCGAAGACGCUGAAGAGCUUCUCCUGGCUGCUCGGCGUCUGCCCUCCCCGCUGCGUCUUCCACGAGCUGGCCUUUGACCAACCCACCAUCCAAGAGCUCACCCUCAUCACCUGCUACCGCCGCUACGGCAUCAGAUGCCAAUGGCGCGACUUCAGACUCGACGUCUUCGAGAACCUCACCCGUCUCUCGUGGACCGGCGUCACCCAGGGCCAGCUCUCAGUCUUGGCCGCCGCUUUCAAAAAGGUUGGCCACCAACUCGUCCAUCUGCACCUCGACUUCAUCGCGACGAGCACGGGCGUCUACACGGUCAACUUUGGCGACGAGGCCGACGACGAUAUCGACGCCGAUUCCUUGUUCGGACGUCUCAUCGUCUCACUCACCGGCGGCAGCAAAACCGGCGUCGUCUUCCCAAGCCUCAAGAGUCUUUCGCUGACCAACACAGUGCUUGGUGGUCCCCGGGCCGAAGCUAUGUGCAAGGCCUUCAACACCAAGGGUCUCGAGUCCCUCAAGCUGAAGCACUGCCUCGCCGUCUCCCUGUUCCUCCGCGCCCUCGAAAGGGAGCUCGAGCAAGAAUCGACCCCCCCUCCGCUCAAGACCCUCGAACUUCAUCUUAUCCCCCAGGCUCCCAUGGCCGAGGACGUACGCAUCGAGCUCUCGACCCUCAUGCGCCGCUGGGUCAACCUCGAGGACUUCGCCGAGUACAUCGUCACGAAGCCGUCGAUCGCCGGAGGCUACGGCCUCGCUUCGAGCGGAGAUCUCAGCCGCACCGAGGGACGUUACCCCAUGGGCAUUCGAUGUUGUCGCACUCCGAGCCUGCGGCGGUAUGUUUUCCACCCGGGAUGGAGGUGGUAUUGCAGGGAGGAUACGUCGGAGCCUCCGCCUGUUCCUGUACUCGGACCUACUGAGCGUGCGUUUCACUCUGCACCGGUUAUGAACCCGCUUUCGCACUUGCGUCUAGAGUUUCUGGGUUAUGCCGCUUCGCCGUUGUACAUGAAAUUGUUCCUUCAGCAUUGUAUCCUCACCGAGGCCCUGAGCAAUCUCGUUGUCCUCCACGUCCGCCAAUACUACGAGAAGAAACCUCGGUUCUACAGCCACGCCUUCGGCAACAACCCCACUGGUCUCCCCAAGAUCACCAGCUCCGCCAACGGCAGGAAGGAUCCGGCCACUACCUGGGAGGAGACACCCGUCCGCGAGCGCCUCACGCCCCAAUGUUACGAAUUCCUCACCUGGAUCUUCAACAGCACCAAGUUCCCCAAACUGAAGCUCGUAGCGCUCGGAGACUUUGGCGCCAUCGAGCCCAACAACCGACUCCUCGUCUGUCGCUCGGACAUCCCCAUCGACGACCCGCCAUUGGCAAAGAUUAAAUACGAGCCCGUUGCCGUCACUGACCACACGCUUCCCGGCUGGCACGUCGAUUAUUACAAUAAGCCGCGGCGCUCGUGGAGACUUGUCAAGGCCGGCGACCAGGACAUUGUUUCGGUCGUGGACGAGUAUAUUGACUCGCUCGUCGUUGGACCGGAUUACUCGAGGCCGUACCUCCGGGAUACGGGAGCGACGCUGACUUCGAAUGCUUGGAAGAAGAAGUUGGGUCUGGCCUUUGUGAGGGAGUCGGAGCUCAUGAGCCGUCGUCCGAAGCGAAAGGUCGCUGCCUAA
Molecule: messenger RNA, 1995 nt
Organism: Scedosporium apiospermum
Lineage: Eukaryota; Fungi; Ascomycota; Sordariomycetes; Microascales; Microascaceae
Exons: 4
Coding region: 1-1995 (664 amino acids)
Source: RefSeq, a predicted model, not a curated record